Trichobilharzia szidati is the source of this 1125-nucleotide messenger RNA. The record is from the annotation of a GenBank genome assembly. NCBI's taxonomy places the organism in Eukaryota, Metazoa, Platyhelminthes, Trematoda, Strigeidida, Schistosomatidae.
AUGUAUGAGGCGAAAUGUCUAGACGUCAAAGUGAAAGAAGAUGGUGUAAUGUAUUUUGUGCAUUACCAAGGUUGGAAUAAAAACUGGGAUGAAUGGGUGACAGAGAAACGUAUGUUCAAGUAUAAUGAAGAGGGUUUGAGGAAACAAAAAGAAUUAGAGCGACAAAUAAAAUCGGGCAAGGUUAAAGUUUUGAGGAAGUCCGACUUAAAGUCACAGUCAUUGCCACCUCCAGAAGUCCUGGAGGACGUGGAACGGACAUUGAAGCCUGGUCAAGUGAAACAAGAGGAAGAUGCUCCUAAGGCCAAGAGCGUAAAGACCAACAAAGAAACCAACGGGAAAACUGAUACUCGUGUACCUGCUGAUUUGAAAGAGACUGAAGAUAUUAAACCACCCAUUAAGUGUUGUGAAGAUGCAAACACACCGUCUACUCAAUCUGUCACAGUAUCAAGUAGGAGAAGGAAAGGCCGAGUGUCAUCAGUGCUGAAGUCUCUUGAAAAUGAAGAUGGCCUUCUGUCUCAGCCUCGUUUAUCGAUGUCACUGCCUCUAUCUUUGAAAUCUUGGCUUAUCGAUGACUGGGAUUUGAUUACUCGUCAAGCUCGGCUUUAUGAACUGCCUGCCUCUCAGCCAAUAUGUAAUGUUUUAUCAGACUUCUUAGAAGCUUCUGAGGCUGAAAUUAGUCAGAAGUCAGAAUCAACUGGUGAAAUAAAAGAAGACUGCACUUCUUCUGAACCUGAGAACUCUCAGCUGACUACUACUACUACUACUAAGUUGCCAAUAAAUCCGCGUGUACGGCGUGAAUUUGUUGUUGGAAUUCAGCAUUUUUUCAAUCUUACUAUUGGUUCUCAUCUUUUAUACAAAUUUGAACGAUUACAAUAUGCUGAGCUAUUGAAACAUCAUAGAGAUAAGAGAAUGUCAGAUAUUUAUGGUUCAAUUCAUUUGUUGAGGUUGUUUGUUAAACUCCGAGAUAUGGUUUCAUGCGUCCGAGUCGAUGCGCAUAGUCUCCCUAUGCUAGAAGCUUCAGUUGCUAAGUUUUUGCAGUUUCUGCUACAAAAUGAAAGCCGUUACUUCCGAAUUGAGGAUUACAGUGUGGCGACGGCAGAAUAUCAACGAAGAGCGAUGUGUUAA